CCAGUAGGGGACGCUGUUUGUCAGGGUUAUCUUAAUGCAGGAAAAGGGGAGGGAAAAAGGCAGAUAGGCAAUGAUGACAUCAGCAGGAAAUUAAUAUCGGACCAGAAGAUCCAGUUUUCACCAAACGGCCAGCAGGUCUUGAGCUCUCUUCCCGCGCAAAAGGAUUCUAAUUUCUCUAAAACUUUGUUUUCAGGCAAUUUCCUCGAGAACCAUUUACCUCCAGAAGAUUGGUGGAACUUGAUCUGAAGGUGGAAUGGCCAUGGCAUCUCAAGGUCUGAGUUCCAGUUCAGAUAAAAACUGUAAAGUGAACUUUCGAGAGAGGCUUCUGAUGAUUGAUUCAGAACUGGGAGCCAAGGAUGUGGAGCAACUGAAGUUUCUCUGCCGGGACUUUGUCUCCCCCAAGAAGUUGGAGACGUGCAGGUCGGCCUUGGAUAUCUUUGAUCUUCUCUUGGCAGCCGAGCUGCUGAGUGAGGAAGACUGUUUCUUCCUCGCGGAACUCCUUUAUAUCCUCGACUGGAAAUCACUGCUGAAGCACCUCAACUACACCAAAGGGCAAGUGGAGAGUUUGCUGCCCACCCAAAGGAAGGUCUCUCUGUUUAGAAACCUGCUCUAUGAACUGUCAGAAGACAUCGUCCCAGAGAACUUACAGCGCAUGAUCUUCCUGCUGGGAGACUCGAUUCCCAAAAGCCCAAUGACCUCUCUAGGUUUGCUGUCAUAUCUAGAGAAACAAGGUAAAAUAGAUGAAGAUAAUCUGACAUUACUGAAGGACCUCUGCAAAAAAAUUGUACCUAAACUUGUAGAAAAGAUAGAGAAGUAUAAAGGAGAGAAAGCUGCCGAGUUAGUGACACUUCCUGUAGACAAGGAAACUGAGUCAUUGUAUCAAGGAGAGGAAGAGCUAUUUUCCCGAUCAGACACUACAAAAUUUCUUACAGCCUUACAGGAGGAGCCUUGUCAAAAUGAGCAUACAAGGAGUAAUGGUGACAGAGCAACAAAUGGUGCACUGGCCUUGGUCUCCAUGACCCCAGCAUCUGUCACCCUGGGAGCAUCUCCCAACACUGUGAAUUCUGAAGCCAAAGCAAAGGAGGUAGCUGUGUACAAGAUGAAUGGGAAACACAGAGGCCACUGUGUCAUUAUCAACAACCACACAUUUACCUCCACCUCCCUGUCAGAUAGACCAGGGACGAAUAGAGAUGCUGAGUCCCUGAUGCGUGUGUUUCAGUGGCUUGGGUUCACAGUACACAAGCAUGAUGAUGUGACCCACGCACGCAUGGAGACGGUUCUGCAGGAACAGAAGAGUCGUCCGGACCAUGCUGACGGGGACUGCUUUGUGUUCUGUGUUCUGACCCAUGGGGAAGAUAUGAAGGUCUACUCUUCAGACGGGGUCCCCAUUCUCAUUGAGAACAUCCUGUCUCACUUCACAGCCCAGCAGUGCCCUGGACUGACUGGAAAACCCAAGCUCUUUUUCAUCCAGGCCUGCCAAGGUAAAGCGACACAACCUUCUGCACCCAUUGAAGCAGAUGCCGUGAACCCCGAGGGCACAUUCCCUCCUCUGGAGUACAGAAUUCCCAUCAAGGCAGAUUUCCUGCUCGGGCUGUCCACUGUCCCAGGCUAUCUAUCUUUUCGACACAUAGAAGAAGGCAGCUGGUAUAUUCAGUCUCUGUGUAAACGUCUGAAGAACUUGGUCCUAAGCGGAGAAGACAUCUUAUCCAUCCUCACUGUUGUCAACCGUGAUGUGAGUCUACAAGCGGACAUCCAUGGAAUAAAGAAACAGAUGCCCCAGUUUGCCAACACACUAAGGAAAAAAGUAGUAUUCCCUGUGCCACCCAGAGCACUUCAGUGGUAGCAGAGAGUCUUCAUCGGCCGUCAGACUUGAAAGGAACCUGUGGCUUUGUCCUGCAACCUCCCACCCAGCGCAGAAACCAGUGGGGGGCCGUGAGCUGGUCUCCACCUGUGCUUCUAGCGACAGGAACCACCUUGUUUUCAGACACAGUCAAUUCUGUUUUUUCUUUUUCUUUUGACAAGUCUAAAUGUUAGAAAACUUUCUUUUUUGAAGACUUGGAUCAUUGCCUUGGUUUUGGGUGUGUACCCUGAAAAGAGAAUCCUUGGCCUCGGUUUACAUAUCUGUGAAAUGCAAAGUGGAACCACGAUUAUUUUAAGAUUGCUUUGAGCUCAAAGAACCCCCAUUCUUAGCCUAGACUGAGCUUAGAUUUCCUCUCUGCACAGCCCCCUGCCUUAGUUAUAGUUCUGUGUCCCCCCUGCAUGGCCUUGUACGUGGGACUAUGAGGCCACAUUCCACCCACCUCCCUCUGCUGUCCCCCUUCCUAAGGCUUCUCUUUUGCACAUCUAGGAAGUGAAAAUUUGGUCUAUGCUCAGCCCAUUGCCUGCUUUAGUGUAAGGACGGUGCUCAUGCAGGAGCUGUUUUUCUUGGGUUGGGUGUAUACCCUGAGGAGAGAAUACUUUGUCUUGGUUUACAUAUCUGUGACCUUUUCUUGGGUUUCUGGGGUUCAAGCUGUUUCUCUUCGGAUGGGGGCAGGUUUGGCUCUAGGAAGAUGGCGGCUCAGUGUGAAGAGAUUGUAAAGUCACAUUCUGUGUUGCUCAGAACCUUUCUGGUGCCAGUGACUGGACACCGAACUCAAACUCACUAAAGCGAAAAAGGGAAUUUAUUGCCUCUUUUACCUGGAAACCCAUGAAUGGGUAGCACAGGCUUCAGACAAGCUUGAAUCAGGCCUGUGUCCAGAGCAGCACCUUUCUCUUGGCUGGAUAUUCCCAGGAUUUGAAGCUGCGCCGUGUGGAUUGCAGUCAACAGCCCUACCUUGUCACUAAUACACUUUGCUCCUCUGUCCCAAGGGAUAGGAAGGAGGCUGCCUCAGGGACUGAAGCUGUUCACAAGGAUCACUGGGUUCUUUUUGGGCAGAGAAAUGCCUGGCUCCCUUGAGGGAGUAGCUCUCUAUGGAAGCAUUGGUUUUUGUUUGUUUGUUUGUUUGAGACACGUCUUGCUCUGUCACCCAGGCUAGAGCACAGGGGUGUCAUCAUAGCUCACUGAACCUCUAACUCGGCCUCCCAAAGUGCUAGGAUUACAGCGUGAGCCACCUUACCCUGCCUUGAUAUGUUUUAAAUCAAGGCUUUUGAACAAUUUUAUGUACUUGAGCUUUCUUUUUAUUGCAAGAGGAACUUUUUCUUUUUAAUUCCUGAAACCACAUUUUGAAUCCUUAGAGCUUAGACUUCGGUGGGUGGUUGAAAGUCCUUUGGGUAAGGCCUUCAUUUAUAGAUGAGGAAGCUGAGGCCCAGGGAGGUACAGCAACUUGCUCACAGUCCUCCAGCCAGUCAUUGCUUACGGGGUUUUAUUUCCCACUUACGUGAACUGUAACGCCACGGGACAUCACAGGACAUCAUGAAUGUUCCCUUGGAUACGCAGGUGCUCAUAAAAGAUGUCAAGGAAUGAAGAAAAAUAACUCUCAGAGUUGUCUGACUUUAUGUGAAAGUCAAAUUCAUUUACUGUAAAUUUGCUGUAAGAAGUAUUCAUAAGAACCUGUUAUAAUAUAUCCGGUCACCACAUGGAUUUAAAUGCAGCUUGACUGAGGAAAUAAGUCUAAUGCAUGUGUCAGGAUGAUCUUCUCAAGCCAUUGUGCAAGCAAAUCAGGGCUAACAGCUGAUGGUCACAGUCUUUGUCCGGCUGAAUACAUAAGCCUUUGGCCAUUGAACGGUCCUCUGCUCAGGAAGGGUGGCAAGGUGCACAGGAAGGAGGGAGCAAAGGGUCUGAGGGUCAGAGCCUUGGGUUUCCAUUUCACCCCUCCACUCCCUUGCUCUGAGACACUACGUCAAGCUAGGUUUUUCAGCCUUAUCUGCAGAGAAAAUGUUAGCUGUUGGAAAGAUGAAGGAGAACGUGUUAUGUGUGUAGCCAUUCAAAUCUACUUGUGUGGAGGUGCGUAGAAGGCCUUUAGGUGACAGGGUCUUGUGGCAGUACCCUCAACGGAAAUAACAGGGCUUGAGUUCCUUUGCUCCUUAUUCCGGCUGACUGUAUUAGCAGCAGCUCAACACUGGCGGUACCGUCUGACGUGCAUCCUCUGAGGGAAGAACUAAUUCUCCCCUCUCUCGUUCAUGGUGUCUGCAGCAGCAGGCGGCCAGCCCUUGGCUCUGAGUUCUGUUGGAAAAAACACUGUGUUUUUAUUUAUUUUUUAUUUUUUUAAUUUUUUUUUUGAGACAGAGUCUGACUCUGUUGCCCAGGCUAGAGUG
Messenger RNA from Lemur catta (Ring-tailed lemur), 4233 nucleotides. It is a transcript of the gene CASP10, whose product is annotated as caspase 10. Gene Ontology annotation, biological process: proteolysis; negative regulation of extrinsic apoptotic signaling pathway via death domain receptors. Gene Ontology annotation, molecular function: protein binding. The record is from RefSeq and is a predicted model, not a curated record. The transcript is spliced from 10 exons. NCBI's taxonomy places the organism in Eukaryota, Metazoa, Chordata, Mammalia, Primates, Lemuridae. The coding region runs from base 254 to 1843 and encodes 529 amino acids.